UUCACUCUCAUUGUCCCGAACUGAACCAUCACAUGAUUUGCAUAUUGUGAGUACUGUACUGUACUGUAUCCAUUCGGCGCCUGCGCUACUUCCUUAAAGCCGACGUCACACCCCAGCAUGGCGGUCAAGGUGCAAAUGACAAAAAGAGCCGACCCCCAUGAGUUAAAGGCAGUUUUUCUCAAGUAUGCCAGCGCUGUGGAGGAUGGCGAGCAUUACAUGACCCCCAACGACUUUGUGCAGCGUUACCUCGCUCUCCAAACACAGCCCCAACAUAAUCCCAAAACCGUGGACCUGAUCGCCGGAGUGGCUGAUACCACCAAAGAUGGGUUGAUCUCAUUCCAGGAGUUUUUGGCCUUUGAAUCGGUUCUAUGCGCCCCGGACGCCCUGUUCAUUGUUGCUUUCCAGCUCUUUGAUAAAACUGGCACUGGGGACAUUUCUUUUGCAAAUGUACGUGACAUCUUCAGCCAGACGGCAGUCCAUCAUCACAUUCCCUUCAACUGGGACUGCGAGUUCAUCAGGCUACACUUUGGCCAUGACAGAAGCAAGAAGCUCAGCUACACAGAAUUCACCCAGUUUCUACAGGAGCUGCAGCUGGAGCACGCCCGCCAGGCGUUCGCCCAGAAAGACAAAGGGAAAAGUGGCACCAUCACGGCUUUGGACUUCAGCGACAUCAUGGCCACCAUCAGGCAUCACAUGCUGACUCCAUUUGUGGAGGAGAAUCUGGUUUCUGCGGCUGGAGGCAGCACCUCCCACAUGGUGAGCUUCUCCUACUUCAACGCCUUUAACGCCCUGCUCAACAACAUGGAGCUGAUCCGCAAGAUUUACAGCACCCUCGUCAACACAUACAAAGACAAGCUGGUAACCAAAGAGGAGUUUGCCCACGCUGCCAAUAAGUUUGGUCAGAUCACGCCAAUGGAAAUCGACAUCCUCUUCCAACUAGCCGGUCUCCACACUCACUCGGGGCGUCUCAAUCACAGUGACAUCGAAAGGAUAGCCCCACUGGAAGAAGGAGGCAUGCCUUACCGCCUCGCCGAGGCCCAGAGACAGCAUACCCCUGAUUCCUCCCGGCCCAUCUGGCUCCAGGUUGCGGAGUCUGCCUACAGGUUUACUCUGGGCUCAAUUGCUGGAGCCACCGGUGCCACAGCUGUGUAUCCCAUCGACCUGGUCAAGACUCGCAUGCAGAACCAGCGCUCCACGGGCUCCUUGGUGGGCGAGCUCAUGUACAAGAACAGCUUCGACUGUGCCAAGAAAGUACUGCGCUACGAGGGCUUCUUCGGAUUCUACCGAGGUCUCCUCCCGCAGCUCAUCGGCGUGGCCCCGGAGAAAGCCAUCAAACUCACGAUGAAUGAUUUAGUCAGAGACAAGUUCACCCAACAAGAUGGUUCCAUCCCUCUGGCUGGUGAAAUCCUAGCUGGUGGAUGCGCCGGAGGCUCCCAGGUGAUUUUCACCAACCCUCUAGAGAUUGUCAAGAUCCGCCUGCAGGUGGCCGGCGAGAUCACCACGGGCCCCAGGGUCAGCGCCCUCAAUGUCUUACGAGAACUGGGCUUCUUUGGCCUCUACAAGGGUGCUAAAGCGUGCUUCCUGAGGGACAUCCCCUUUUCGGCCAUCUACUUCCCUGCCUACGCACACACCAAACAGAUGCUUGCAGACGACACGGGAAAAGUGGGAGCGCUCCAGCUGCUCACCGCUGGAGCCAUUGCAGGUGUACCGGCAGCAUCGCUGGUGACCCCCGCUGAUGUCAUCAAGACCAGGCUGCAGGUGGCGGCCCGAGCGGGCCAGACCACAUACAACGGAGUCAUCGACUGCUUAAGGAAGAUCCUCAAGGAGGAAGGCUUCACGGCCUUGUGGAAGGGUGCCGGAGCUCGAGUCUUACGAUCAUCACCGCAGUUUGGAGUCACCCUGGUGACCUACGAACUCCUGCAAAGAUGGUUUAAAGUCGACUUUGGUGGCCACCAGCCGCAGGGAUCGGAGCCCACCCUCGCCCCUAAAUUGGAGGACCUUCCUCCGGUCAGUGCCGACCACGUGGGCGGAUAUCGUCUGGCGGCCGCCACAUUUACCGGCGUGGAGCGAAAGUUCGGCCUUCAUCUGCCCAAAUUUCAAGCGUCUGGCGAGGUGGUCGCCAAAGUGUAAGCACUGUGAGCUGGUACGUGGCUCCAAGAGAUACCGUGAAAAUGCUGCAUGGGUCAUAGCUUUUUUUGGUGUUUAUUUUUGCAAGGCUUGCACAACUUGUACAUACUGUACUUCUUUUUAGAGGAACAUUAUGACAUUGCAAAGGAUUGUUACUGAAUUUUUAUCGGAUGCCAAAGCGCUUGGGUGAUGUCGGUGCAUGUGUCUGCUAUGUACAGUUAUCAAAUUGUGUAUUUUCAUCCGGGGCAAUCAUUUUAAAUGUAUUUAUUUUAUUGGAAUAAAUGGUUACAAACUGUU
This is a messenger RNA of Syngnathus acus (greater pipefish), 2424 nucleotides long. Its product is annotated as calcium-binding mitochondrial carrier protein Aralar1-like. The coding region runs from base 118 to 2130 and encodes 670 amino acids. The transcript has 18 exons. The record is from RefSeq and is a predicted model, not a curated record. Gene Ontology annotation, molecular function: L-aspartate transmembrane transporter activity; calcium ion binding; L-glutamate transmembrane transporter activity. Lineage: Eukaryota; Metazoa; Chordata; Actinopteri; Syngnathiformes; Syngnathidae. Gene Ontology annotation, biological process: L-glutamate transmembrane transport; aspartate transmembrane transport; malate-aspartate shuttle.